Molecule: messenger RNA, 4607 nt
Organism: Hemicordylus capensis (graceful crag lizard)
Lineage: Eukaryota; Metazoa; Chordata; Lepidosauria; Squamata; Cordylidae
Gene: ERBB2
Product: erb-b2 receptor tyrosine kinase 2
Exons: 27
Coding region: 204-4001 (1265 amino acids)
Biological process (GO): cell surface receptor protein tyrosine kinase signaling pathway; neuron differentiation; positive regulation of MAPK cascade
Cellular component (GO): signaling receptor complex; basal plasma membrane
Molecular function (GO): transmembrane receptor protein tyrosine kinase activity; ATP binding
Source: RefSeq, a predicted model, not a curated record
AGAGGUGGUGGCCUCUUUUUCAAGGAAGUGAAAGCGGCUGAAAAGUUGGGUUGCAGCAAGGAAAAGUGGGAAAGGGAAGACGGAUUGCGAAAGCAAGCGGGGCACUACGUUCCCCAGGACUACUGCUGCUGCUGGCAAGAGAGCGGUUCGCCUCCCGUCCUCGCUGGCAGGAGUUAUGAGCAGGGCUUUGCCAUGAGAACACAAUGGGGCCCUUUCUCAGGCGCGGCUGUUUUUGCAUGGGGUUCCUCUUGGUUGCUGUAUGGCCGGCCGCUUGGAGUACAGAAGUUUGCACAGGGACGGACAUGAAGCUACAGCGUCCCUCUAGCCCAGAAAACCACUAUUCUACCUUCAGCCAUCUCUAUAAGGACUGUCAAGUUGUGCAAGGCAACCUGGAGAUCACCUACUUGGAAGCAGGUGUUGACACGUCCUUUCUCAAGAACAUCAGAGAAGUCCAGGGCUAUGUGCUGAUUGCCAAGAACCAUGUGAGUCGCUUGCAACUGGACAGCCUCCUCAUCAUUCGUGGGAACCAGCUGUAUGAGGAAAAAUAUGCUCUGGCUGUCCUUGACAACACCAACUCCAGUGAGGAUGUGGGACUGCAGGAGCUUGGCAUGUUGAAACUGACAGAGAUCUUGAAAGGUGGUGUGAUUGUAGAAGGCAACCCACAGCUGUGCUUCCAGGAGACCAUCAAGUGGGAUGCCAUCUUUCACAAAUCCAAUUAUUUGUGGCGCAACCACACUUCAAUCGGCCACAGUCGUAGUAGAACAUGCCCUGACUGCAAAACAAUCUGCCCUGAGGGCAAGUGCUGGGGAGAAGCAAAAGGGAGCUGUCAAAUAUUGACCAGCACAAUCUGUGCCAGCAGCUGUCCAAGGUGCAAAGGGAGACACUCGACCGAUUGUUGCCAUGAGCAAUGUGCAGCAGGCUGCACAGGACCCAAACACUCUGACUGCCUGGCCUGCCUACACUAUAACCACAGUGGGAUCUGUGAGCUGCAUUGCCCACUUCUCUUCAGCUACAAUCCGGACACCUUUGAGUCUGUACCUAAUCCAAAUGGGCGCUACACCUUCGGAGCAACUUGUGUCACUGAAUGCCCUUAUAAUUACUUGGCUGCAGAGGUUGGCUCCUGUACUUCAGUGUGUCCUCAGAACACCCAGGAGGUGAGCGUAGGCACCAUGCAGAAGUGUGAGAAAUGCAACAAACCCUGCCCAGAAGUUUGCUAUGGCUUGGGGAUGGAUUUCCUGAAAGGGGUCCGUGCUGUCAAUGCCUCCAACAUACAUCACUUUGCAGGCUGCACCAAGAUCUUUGGCAGCUUGACCUUUCUGCCAGAGACCUUUGCAGGGGAUCCUACCACCAAUACGCCACCCAUGACUCCUGAGCAGCUUAAAGCUUUUGAGAAUCUGAAGGAUCUAACAGGUUUCUUAUACAUUGAAUCUUGGCCAGAAACCUUCCUGGACUUGAGUCCCUUCCAAAAUCUUCAGGUGAUCCGAGGACGAGCACUCUACGCUGGAGCCUAUUCACUGACGCUGCAAAACCUCUCCAUCUUCUCACUGGGCUUGCGUUCAUUGCGAGAGAUCAGCAGUGGAAUGGUCCUUAUCCACCACAACCCUAACCUUUGCUUCAUCCAAAAUGUUCCUUGGAAAGACCUCUUCAGGAACCCUCGGCAGACGCAGUUCCAGAAUGGCAACAAGCCAGCUGAGCAGUGUGAGCGCCAAGGCCAGGUGUGCUUCCCUCUCUGCUCCCAGGGGCACUGCUGGGGACCUGGAGCCACUCAGUGUGUGUCCUGCAGUGGGUUUCUGCGUGGGAUGGAAUGUGUCGAGAGCUGCAGCAUUCUCGAUGGAGAGAUCCGGGAACAUGUCAAUGGAACACGAUGCCUCCCGUGCCAUCCAGAGUGCUUGCCACAAAAUGGAACACAGUCCUGCUAUGGAUCGGAUGCAGACCAGUGCCUAGCUUGUGCCCAUUUUAAAGAUGGCCCCUUUUGUGUAGAGCGGUGCCCCAGCGGUGUGAAGGUCGACACUUUUGUACCCAUCUGGAAGUAUCCCGACGAGGAGGGGAUCUGUCAGUUCUGCUCAACUAACUGCACCCACUCGUGCACACUGCGGGACAAACUUGGCUGCCCUGUAGAUCAGAAACCCAGCCAGGCAACAUCUAUCAUUGCUGGUGUGGUGGGCGCUGCACUUGCCCUGGUCCUCUUGUUCCUCAUCAUCAUUUGCAUCAACCGGCGGAAGCAGCAAGAGAGGAAACAUACAUUGCGGCGCCUCCUGCAGGAGACUGAGUUGGUGGAGCCCUUGACACCCAGUGGAGCCCUGCCUAACCAAGCUCAGAUGCGUAUUCUCAAGGAGACAGAGCUGAAAAAAGUCAAGGUUUUGGGGUCAGGCGCUUUUGGAACGGUGUACAAGGGGGUCUGGAUUCCUGAUGGUGAGAGUGUGAAGAUCCCAGUGGCCAUCAAAGUCUUGCGGGAAAACACCUCGCCCAAAGCCAACAAGGAGAUUUUGGAUGAGGCAUAUGUCAUGGCAGGUGUGGGCAGCCCGUACGUCUCACGGCUGCUGGGAAUUUGCCUCACCUCCACUGUUCAGCUGGUGACCCAGCUCAUGCCAUAUGGCUGCCUGCUGGACUAUGUGCGGGAGAACAAGGACCGCAUUGGAUCCCAGGACCUCCUUAACUGGUGUGUGCAGAUAGCAAAGGGCAUGAGCUACCUGGAGGAUGUCCGUCUGGUCCACCGAGACUUGGCUGCCCGGAAUGUCCUGGUGAAGAGUCCAAACCAUGUGAAGAUCACCGAUUUUGGCUUGGCCCGGCUACUGGACAUUGAUGAGACAGAAUACCAUGCUGAUGGAGGAAAGGUGCCUAUCAAGUGGAUGGCGCUGGAGUCCAUCUUGCGCAGACGGUUCACCCACCAAAGCGACGUCUGGAGCUAUGGUGUCACUGUGUGGGAACUGAUGACUUUUGGUGCCAAGCCAUAUGAUGGUAUUCCAGCCCGAGAGAUCCCUGACCUGCUGGAGAAAGGAGAGAGGCUGCCCCAGCCCCCCAUUUGCACCAUUGACGUCUACAUGAUCAUGGUGAAAUGUUGGAUGAUUGACUCUGAAUGCCGACCCAAGUUCCGGGAACUGGUCACUGAGUUCUCACGUAUGGCCAGGGAUCCACAGCGUUUUGUGGUUAUCCAGAAUGACGAUAUGAUGGGUCUAGCCAGCCCCAUUGACAGCACUUUCUACCGUACUUUGCUAGAGGAAGAAGACAUGCAAGAUCUGGUGGAUGCCGAAGAGUACCUGGUCCCUCACCAGGGCUUCUUCAAUGGCGAGGCUUCGGCUGACUAUAGAUCUGGGAUCCCCUCAUCCAGAAGUGUUGCAGAGACUCAAAUAGAUGCAGAGGACACUGAGGGAUCUGCUCAGUGUCCAUAUCUGGGCCCAUCUCUUUCAGAAGAGUCAGAACCUGUCACCCCCGACUUGCUUGAGGGGGACUAUGCAGCUAGCAAGGUGCUGCAGUACCUGCCACUGCCGCAAGAACCUUGCACUCUCCAUCACUACACCGAAGAUCCCACUGGCGCCUCAGUGAAUGAAAAUGAGAGUCCAGAAGCCAAGAGCUACAAUUCACCCACACACACUGCUGUGGUUCCAGAGUAUGUGAACCAGCCAGAGAACAGUCUGUUAUCAAGCAAAAGCCUCCGACCACCAGGAUCCACACUGGAAAAGCCAAAGGGCCUCUUGGGCAAGAACGGGCUCAUCAAAGAACCAAAGAAUGCCUUCAACAGCAGCUUCAACAACGUGGUGGAGAACCCAGAAUACCUGACGCCAUGCAACCUCCCUGUGGCUGGCCCAUUGCCUCAAGCCUUUGACAACCUUUAUUACUGGAACCAAGAGACUCCCAAGAGCAACCCGGCAGAAUUCUUUGCCACCUCUGCUGCUGCUCCUGCUGCAGUCACCAAUGGCUUCACCACAACCCCGACUGCAGAGAAUCUGGAGUACCUAGGCCUCGCCGAAUCAGCUACUCGUUCCAAGGACUUGUCGGCAUGAAGUCCAUUCCCCGUCACCAGUAAAUUCAAGGCAGCUCAGGAUGUAAACUAAUAAUGAACUAUUAAUGCUUUGUACGGUUGGGGAGAGUGAUUAAUUGAUAGCCCUCUUGGAGCUAAGCAGGCCUGUUCCUCCUCCUUGCAGUAGUGGCUGAGCACUUUAUUGCAGUCUCUCUCCCAUCAUGCAAUUCAGGCGGCCCAGUUUCCAUUUGACUCAGAAACCAAGUGGAGAGGCUUUUCAUUUUUUGCCUCCUUGCUGGACCAGCCUUUCUCUUCCUUGGACUGCAAGACAGGCAGCAGUCUGGAUUAAAGAGCUGGAAAGCUGAGAUAUUUUUUGAAACUCAAGGGCUUUCAUGUUGGAGAAGUUUCCACUAGCAAGAAAAGAAACAGACCAUGGUGGUUGAUUUUAAAGUGAGGGCAAAGCAUGCGUGUCUCUUAAAAACUGUUGGUUUUUGGUUUUUAUUUUGUUUAAUGACAAUGGUAAGAAAGGAAUGUUCUUCCUUGACCUUAGGAUCAGAAAAGACUGUGUUUCCAAGAGGUUACAAUGAAAUUAUGUGUAAUAGUGUUUAAACAAAAUAUGAUGGUAGAGGAUGAGGAGGAGAAAUAGAGA